AUGUCGGAUGACAAGAGUCUCAACCAAGCUGGCAUUGAUGACAGCAAUGGCAAAACAACCACGUCCGAUACUCCCGAACACGUCGAAGAUGGCUUCUCCAACGCCCAAAUCAGCUAUGACAACAACGGAAUAGCCGGGAUCAUUCAAUCUCCCUAUGUUUUUGGCGCUGCCCUUCUCGCCUCCUUCGGUGGUUUCUCCUUUGGGUACGAUCAGGGGGUCAUCUCCAUUAUCCUCACGAUGCCUCAAUUCCAACAAACCUUCCCCGAAAUCGCCCCAGGCCACUCUCGAUACGGAUUCAACACUGGUUUUAUGACGGGGAUGUUGGAAUUCGGGGCAUUCGUUGGCUGUCUGUUCUUCCCUAUUCUUGCCGAUCGAUACUCCCGCAAACUGGGUCUUGCUGUAGCUACGGCAUUCUUCUGCGUCGGUGCUAUCAUCCAGACGGCUGCGAACAACUAUGGCACCCUUGUGGCUGGGCGUACUAUUGGUGGCGUUGGUGUUGGUACACUCGCCAUGGGAGCACCUUUGUAUAUCUCUGAGAUUGCACCUCCCAACCUGAGAGGCUCUCUCCUUGUACUCGAAGCCAUCUCGAUCGUCAUUGGGGCUAUCAUUGCCUAUUGGAUUACAUACGGCAGCCGUGAUAUCUCGGGCGACUGGGCUUUCAGAUUGCCUUUCCUUCUGCAGAUGGCCCCAGCACUCGCGGUUGGCAUCGGCAUUCAGUUCUUCCCUUUUUCUCCGAGAUGGCUGGCCAUGCGUCACCGCAACCAGGACGCCUUGGAUUCCCUGUCCAAGCUUCGUCGCCUCCCUGGAACUGAUGCUCGUAUUCAACAAGAAUGGAAGGGUAUUAUCCGUGAGGUUGAAAUACACGAACUCCUGCUGGAGCGUGAGCAUGGUGCCGGGACUAACCCUGUCUUGCUCGAGUUCCAGCAGUGGGGUGAUCUCUUCAAGCCCAAAUACAUUCGACGUACGACUGUUGCGCUUGCAAUUCCGUUCUUCCAACAGUUUUCUGGUAUCAACGCUUUUGUAUACUACGCACCCAUCUUCUUCGCUGCGCUCGGGCAGGAUUACGAAAUGUCUCUCAUCCUGAGCGGUAUGGUCAAUAUUUGUCAAUUUGUGGCGGGUAUUCCUACUUUUCUGUUCCUUGACAAGGUUGGCCGUCGCAAGCUUGCCAUCUUUGGAGGCAUCGCGAUGGGUAUCCCGCACAUCAUCAUGGCCGGCAUCGUCAACAAGUACAACAACAAGUGGGUCGACCACCCAGGUAUGGGCUGGUUUGGCGUAGCUCUCAUCUAUAUCUAUGUUCUUGCUUACGCUUCGUCUUAUGGACCUCUGGCGUGGACUCUGCCUGCAGAAGUUUUCCCCAGCUCCAAGCGAGCAAAGGGUGUCGGAGCUGCCACGGCCAUGGUGUGGCUUGCAAAUUUCAUCAUCGGCGUGGUCGUCCCCGAGAUGCAGAUCAAGCUUGGUUGGGGAACUUACCUUUUCUUUGGCUGCUUUUGUUUUGCGGCUUCUGUCUUCUCUUUCUUCCUCGUUCCCGAGACUGCGGGCAAGAGUCUGGAGCAGAUUGCGGGUGCUUUUGGCGAUAGACUCGAGGAUGAGGAAGGCGAGUUGGAAUCACGGGCUCACUAG
Messenger RNA from Fusarium keratoplasticum, 1620 nucleotides. Its product is annotated as MFS domain-containing protein. Gene Ontology annotation, biological process: transmembrane transport; carbohydrate transport. Lineage: Eukaryota; Fungi; Ascomycota; Sordariomycetes; Hypocreales; Nectriaceae. Bases 1 to 1620 code for a protein of 539 amino acids. The record is from RefSeq and is a predicted model, not a curated record. Gene Ontology annotation, molecular function: carbohydrate:proton symporter activity. Gene Ontology annotation, cellular component: membrane. The transcript is spliced from 3 exons.